AUGGGGCUGCUUGGCUCUUUCCAGCGCUGCUGCGUCUGUGGCCAGAGCGGGGCAACCAUCAUGUGCUGCCAGGAGGACUGCGAGAGAUGGUUCCACCUGCCCUGUGCCAAGGAGGGCGGCUGUGUCAAUCAGUACAUCACUCCAUACAGCUCUUACUGUCCCCAGCACCGUCCAGUGCAGGAGGUGCGGGCGACUCCAGAGCCGGGCACCGAUUGCCCCAUCUGCCUGGAGCCUGUGGAGGAUAGAAAGACCUUCAAUACCAUGGUGUGCCCAAAGUGCAAAAGAGCCUGGUUCCACAGGGACUGCAUCCAGGGACAGGCCAUGUGCGCUGGUCUUUUAUACUUCUGCUGUCCCCUGUGCAGAAACAUGGAGGACUUCUCUGUUGAAAUGAUGAUCAUGGGGAUCCGAAUCCCCUUCAGACAGCCAACAUGGGAGGACAACGACGCCUUUGCUUAUCUUGGAGAGAGGCACAGCACGUGCAAUGCCAGGGAAUGCCUUUACCCUGGAGGCAGGGAGGAGGCAGAACAAGAGGGCCUCCAGGGAUGA
Messenger RNA from Passer domesticus (house sparrow), 546 nucleotides. RefSeq names its product PHD finger protein 7-like. The transcript is spliced from 5 exons. The coding region runs from base 1 to 546 and encodes 181 amino acids. Gene Ontology annotation, cellular component: nucleus. The record is from RefSeq and is a predicted model, not a curated record. NCBI's taxonomy places the organism in Eukaryota, Metazoa, Chordata, Aves, Passeriformes, Passeridae.